Messenger RNA from Nematolebias whitei (Rio pearlfish), 565 nucleotides. Its product is annotated as gamma-crystallin M2. Gene Ontology annotation, biological process: lens development in camera-type eye; visual perception. The transcript is spliced from 3 exons. Lineage: Eukaryota; Metazoa; Chordata; Actinopteri; Cyprinodontiformes; Rivulidae. The coding region runs from base 38 to 565 and encodes 175 amino acids. Gene Ontology annotation, molecular function: structural constituent of eye lens. The record is from RefSeq and is a predicted model, not a curated record.
GGGACAGCAGUGACCGGUUGGACAACCUGACGCAACGAUGGGCAAGAUCAUAUUCUACGAAGACAAGAACUUCCAGGGGCGCUCCCACGAGUGCAGCAGUGACUGCGCCGACCUUCAUUCCUACUUCAACAGAUGCAACUCCAUCAGGGUGGAGAGCGGCUGCUUCGUGGUCUACGAGCGGCCCAACUACACGGGUAACCAGUACUACCUGAGGAGAGGAGACUACUCUGAUAACCAGCGAGUGAUCGGCAUCAACGACUGUGUCAGGUCCUGCCGUAUGAUCCCCCAGCAUCAUGGCUCCUACAGGCUGAGGCUCUACGAGCGUUUCGACAUGUCCGGCCAGAUGCACGAACUGGUGGACGACUGUCCCAACAUCCAGGACCAGCUCAGCAUGGCUGACUUUAACUCCUGCAGCGUGAUGGACGGCCACUGGCUCCUGUAUGACCAGCCCAACUACAAGGGCCGGGUGUACUACCUGAGGCCCGGAGAGUACCGCAGAUACAGCGACUGGGGGGGCGUCAGCCCCAGGGUCGGCUCCAUCAAGAGAAUCACAGACUUCAACUGA